CUUCAAGAACGUCGAGAGCGUCGGCAAGGACCCCUUAACGUGUCUCGAACGGUAGACGUAGGUGGAGGAAAUCAUGGACGCUGGGAUGGUGCACCAAAACUCGAUGGUCGAGCGCAGUCUUUCGCACGAAUGUGGCACACCGAGUUUCCACCCCAACGACAACAACAUUCCCAUCGAUCCGGCCCUGGGGGGAAUGCCCAUUGACCCUGAGCCGCAAGAAGAGCUUCCAGAAGUGCAUCUUCCUGAGGAAAUCGAAGAAGACGCCGAACCAAGCUCUCCCGCACAAGAACAGCCGCAUUUGUACCAAGACCACUACUCGCAGGUUCCACAUGGAGAUCCGUUUGCGCCUGAGCCAGAAUAUCGCCCUCAACCAAUGUUGGUUGACAAUGCGACACCCUCGCCCUUGCCACCGUCGAAUAUGAAACAAUCAGCCAAGCGCAAGCGACCACAAUGCAUUUCCUGCAAAAGUGCUUCGAAGGGCAGAGGCGGCGUGGACAAAAUGAUCACCUGCCCGGACUGCGAGCGCACAUGUACGCUGGGGUCUCAGUACUCCGAACCCUCACAUUUCUCACGUCUUCGCAGCACAUAUCGCUUGCUUGAAUCUCCCCCUAUUGCUGCGGAAGCGAUUCAAACAUAUGACUGGAUUUGCACGGACUGUAAACGCUGCGAGGAGUGUAACACGAAAGGGGACGAGGAUCAAAUCCUUUUCUGCGACUCUUGUGAUCGAGGGUUUCAUAUGUACUGCCUGAAUCCGCCCAUGGAGACCACACCUGCAGACAACUGGUAUUGUCCACGGUGUCCCCACGCCUCUACAUCGGAACGUGCCAACUCAAUCGCAUCAUCCUCCCGCUUGCCAGCCACUCCGACGACCCCCAAACGAAAGCGCAAGUCUAAAGCUCCAGUCGCAAUGGCAGAGGAGGAUGUCGACGCCGAGGGUGAAGCGGAGUAUGCAGACGGGGAACAAGGCGAUGAGAUGAUCGUUGAUGGGCCUGUGGCCGCUUUUCGUCCUCGGCAACGGGCCAAAGCCAAGAAGAGGGCGAGCGAACCCGGCUCAGUGACAAAGUCUGUAAAGCGCAUCCGCGUGCGGGCACCAACUCAACCUGAUGAGCCACUGUCAUCGGGACCCACAGUAAGGUUGCGACUGCCCAAAGGCAGGCGAGAAGAGGAAGAGGAAGAGAUGGCCGCGGGUCCAUUCGUCGAGAUUUUGUUACCCGAGGAACGAGAUACGUCCAAAACUUCCAUAUUGGCUUCAGAUAAGCAAAGAUUCGAGAGGAGCCGUGCCGUCGCAGAGGUCAAGCUGAAGCCAGCUCCAACUCCAAUACACCCUUCUGACACCGAUGAUCUCUCUUAUCGACCCCUUCGUUCUGCCUUUGCACCUCCGCCCCAAACGACACUCCCCUCUCCGUCAGCAUCUCCAGCUCCAUCGUCAGCCUCAGCGCUGGGCCACCCUCAUGGCGGGAUGAAUCGUAUCAAGACGAUACGGUUCGGUCAGUUUGAUAUCGACACGUGGUAUAACGCACCGUUCCCUGAAGAGUAUUCGAACAUUCCCGAUGGUCGGCUGUGGAUAUGCGAGUUUUGCCUGAAAUAUAUGAAGAGUCGGUUCGUUGCCAACAGACAUCGGACGAAGUGCAAAGCAAGAAGUCCGCCGGGUGACGAAAUAUACCGGGACAACUCGGUUUCGAUCUUUGAAGUUGAUGGGCGAAAGAACAAGAUCUACUGCCAAAACCUGUGUCUGCUGUCCAAAAUGUUUCUGGAUCACAAAUCUCUGUUCUAUGACGUGGAGCCGUUUCUGUUCUACGUGAUCACCGAGGUGGAUGAUUGCGGUGCGCGCUUUGUCGGAUAUUUCAGCAAGGAGAAGCGGUGUACCAAGGAUUACAACGUCAGUUGUAUCAUGACGCUUCCUGUCAGGCAGCGGUCCGGCUGGGGCAACAUGCUCAUCGACUUCAGCUACUUGUUGUCCAAGAAAGAGAAACGGAUGGGCUCGCCUGAGAAGCCGCUGUCAGGAUUGGGCGCCCUAGGGUACAAGAGCUACUGGACGCUAGCGCUGAUGCGUUAUCUUGUGACGGCCCCGGCCCAUCCUCGGAUCGAAGACAUCUGCUAUUCGACCUCAAUGACCAUAGAGGAUGUAUACACAACAUUGGUCCAGCAGCGAAUGAUCACGGUUAAAGAAGUGGCAGUCAUACAGGUGAAACCUUCACCCGGCCAAUCAAUCAAAUACCCCAAGGGCCGGAAGAACGGAGUGGCACGGAGACAUCUGCAACGAAUGCAGACGGCGGACAAGACCAAGGCAGUUGACAAGGACACGACCGAUUUCGUACCUCCGACAGAUUACGACAUCGACUGGGACCCGGAAACGGUCAAGACGUAUCUGCAGAACUGGCAAGACAAGCAUUACCUCCAGCUGAACCCGCAAAAGCUGCAAUGGUCGCCAUACAUCUCUCCCAAUAUCCCUGGCAACGAGCCUUCUUCCACUGCAGACAUUGGCUCUUUGAUGACGACGGAGAAGAUGUGUGCUCUCGGCCUCUUGGAUAUGAAUGCAUCACGUCCUCCCAUUAUGGGCACACCCAAGUUCGCUGCGCGGCGCAGCGUGUCCCCUGUUGUAGAAGAAGCGCUGCCGGUCCAAUCACCCGCACACGAAACCCCGCGGGCACUGCGAAGCACUCGUUCCAGGGCCUCCAACCCGCACACCCCGAUCACGCCAGCACUGCGGAGUUCUCGGAAAGGCAAACAGCGGCAGAUCCGGACGCCGGACUCGGAGGAUGAUACGCGUCGGCCCAGAUCAAAAGCGGCGCCAGGCCUGCUCCAGCGCACGUCCUUUGCACGCAGCUCGACCAGAAAGUCCAGUCGGGUCGAGUCGUCUCCCGACGACGAAGGAAGCUCUGCGUCGGGUCCUCUGGCGACACCGACCCCGACCGACGACGGCAUGUGUCUGCCCAACGGCUCGAUCUGCGCGAAAUUGGAGGAGGAAGAUCCCGAAAGCGACGAGACGGUCGUUGGUCUACGAGUCGGGGCUAUGCCAGAUCCCAAUCCGAAAUCAAACGGUGUCAAUGGAGCGCUCGCGUUUCUCAACGCUGCCUGGGACGCAGACGAGAAGAUGGUGGUCGACGAGCCCGAUAUUGAUGCAGAAGGAGAGGAGGAGGAUGUCGAGAUGCCCGUCGCUUAGUUUUUGUGGUUAUUGUAUGUAAUGUACAUAUUUUUGUAGGCAGAUAGGUCGCUCGAUGAGACCGGAACUUUC
Mycena citricolor is the source of this 3235-nucleotide messenger RNA. The record is from the annotation of a GenBank genome assembly. NCBI's taxonomy places the organism in Eukaryota, Fungi, Basidiomycota, Agaricomycetes, Agaricales, Mycenaceae.